Pelmatolapia mariae (spotted tilapia) is the source of this 1391-nucleotide messenger RNA. RefSeq names its product solute carrier family 35 member A1 (gene slc35a1). The coding region runs from base 189 to 1205 and encodes 338 amino acids. Gene Ontology annotation, molecular function: pyrimidine nucleotide-sugar transmembrane transporter activity. The record is from RefSeq and is a predicted model, not a curated record. Gene Ontology annotation, cellular component: Golgi membrane. The transcript has 8 exons. Lineage: Eukaryota; Metazoa; Chordata; Actinopteri; Cichliformes; Cichlidae. Gene Ontology annotation, biological process: pyrimidine nucleotide-sugar transmembrane transport.
GGUAAUGCAGAACGAAUGACGACUCACAGGAGCUGGGAAUAUAAAAGAAAACGUGUUUCACGUGCUGUAGGGCGAGCGGCAUUCCCCAACUGACUGCAUGCCUGCAAUACGCAUUGUUUUGAUGACAUGUAACAUAAACGGAAUUAUUACUUCUCCAUUCACUCGGACGGUAGCUGAACGGAGCAACCAUGGCCAACGAAAAUGUGAGCGUGAUCUUCAAAGUGUACUGUCUCACGGUGAUGACACUGGUGGCAGCGACCUACACAGUGGCACUGCGGUACACCAGGACCAUUUCAACUGAGGAGCUUUAUUUCUCCACAACUGCAGUGUGCAUCGCCGAGGUCAUUAAGUUAGUGCUGAGCUUGGGGAUGCUCACAAAGGAAAUGGGAAGUCUCGUCAAACUAAAAGCCACCAUACAGGAACACAUCUUCUGCAGCCCUAAAGAACUGCUAAAACUCAGCGUGCCUUCGGUGGUGUAUGCAGUUCAGAAUAAUAUGGCUUUCGUCGCCCUGAGUAAUCUGGAUGCAGCAGUUUAUCAGGUCACCUAUCAGCUGAAGAUCCCGUGCACAGCCUUGUGUACAGUGCUCAUGCUGAACCGCUCUCUCAACCGGCUGCAAUGGUUUUCAGUCUUUAUGCUCUGUGGAGGCGUUUCACUGGUUCAGUGGAAACCCGCGGAGGCCACUAAAGUUCAGAUUGAACAGAAUCCUGUUAUUGGGUUCAUUGCCAUUGCAGUUGCUGUCCUUUGCUCUGGUUUUGCAGGUGUGUACUUUGAGAAAGUGUUGAAGAGCUCAGAGACAUCACUGUGGGUGAGAAACAUUCAGAUGUACCUGUCCGGCAUAGUGAUCACCUUGAUCGGUGUUUACAUGACUGAUGGAGAGAGGGUCAUGGAGAAAGGAUUCUUCUUUGGUUACACACCUUGGGUGUGUUUUGUAGUAUUCCUGGCCAGUGUAGGUGGCCUGUACACAUCAGUGGUUGUGAAGUACACAGAUAACAUCAUGAAAGGCUUUUCUGCUGCAGCUGCAAUUGUCCUCUCAAUGGUGGCAUCUGUAAUCUUGUUUGGACUACAAAUAACUAUGACGUUUGCCUCUGGAGCAUUCCUUGUCUGCAUUUCCAUAUACCUGUAUGGACUUCCAAAGCAAGACACAUCCAGAUUAAUCCGGAAGGAUACAAAUUUAGAAGACAAACAGAAACUAAUUUCUGUGUGAGGUGCUGACUGACAUCAGACAUUUCUAUGCUGGACCAGGAUGGAGGAAGCCUUUCCUCAUUUGAGGUUAGAGUUGGAUCUGCUUUGUGUUGAUGUCAUCAGAUAGAACUGUGAACUGAGUCUCUGAAUACUUUGAAGAAUCUUAGUGUUUUGUUUUUAUAAAAAGUGUGUGGGGGGGGGGGGUUUA